AAAACUUACAAGAAAGAACGCAAAAAUAUCUCGUUCAUGGCGAAGAGUUCUUGUCGGAAAUUCAAAGUCUUAUCAUUUUUGUCUCUUUUGAUCUUCUCGCAACAGUUCAUCCUAAUCACUGCAAGAUUGGGAAGGUUCGACUAUGAAACAAAUGCUAAAGAAUUUCAGCAUAAGAUCAACCACUCGGUAGAGGAUGAAACCGGUUCCGUGGCACGGCGAACCAUCGACCGGAGAAUGGAUGUGGAGAUGAACGACUAUCCGGGAUCUGGCGCGAAUAACCGUCACACUCCUCGACCACAGUCCAACCGAGGUUGUAUAGAUUGCUAAUUGAAUUAUAUAUGUCGUAUAUUAGGCAUAUAUAAUGUA
Tarenaya hassleriana is the source of this 366-nucleotide messenger RNA. RefSeq lists its product as uncharacterized. The transcript is spliced from 3 exons. Bases 37 to 327 code for a protein of 96 amino acids. NCBI's taxonomy places the organism in Eukaryota, Viridiplantae, Streptophyta, Magnoliopsida, Brassicales, Cleomaceae. The record is from RefSeq and is a predicted model, not a curated record.